Papaver somniferum (opium poppy) is the source of this 2773-nucleotide messenger RNA. RefSeq lists its product as uncharacterized. Gene Ontology annotation, molecular function: protein kinase activity; ATP binding. Lineage: Eukaryota; Viridiplantae; Streptophyta; Magnoliopsida; Ranunculales; Papaveraceae. The record is from RefSeq and is a predicted model, not a curated record. Gene Ontology annotation, biological process: protein phosphorylation. The transcript is spliced from 13 exons. Gene Ontology annotation, cellular component: chloroplast. Bases 147 to 2534 code for a protein of 795 amino acids.
CUUUCGUCUCUCCCACCAUGGACCUCCUUUUCUUCUUUUCUUCUCUUGCUCAUACUCUGAUUUUCAGACUUUACUUCAGCUCUCUCCAUCUCUCUAAAGCUCCAGAGAAAAGGACGAGAAGAAGAAAAAGCUGAAGCAAACCUCAAAUGGAUGCAGCAUCGCAGCUCGGUUACUGCGGAAUCGAACCCCUCAAGCGGACGGUAGCAUCAGCCAGACGAAGAGGAGGAGAUUAUCAUGCUAGUAGUGCUCGUAUCACCACCACCACCGUCCAACACUCUAAAAGAAGAAGUAGAAGAAGAAAUCUUGUUGUUUCUGUUGCUACAGAGCAACCACCUUCUUCUUCAGCACCACCACCGUCAAGGCGGAAACCUAUUAUUAAUGACAAUUCGAGGAUGGGAAAUGUAUCACAAGAGAUUAAAAGAGUGAGAGCUCAAAUGGAAGAAAAUGAGGAAGUUGCAAUUCUAAUGAGAGGUCUUAGGGGGCAAAAUUUGAACGAUUCACAAUUUGCUGCUGAUGAUGUCCAGCUUCGCCUCGUUGAGAUUGAAGAAAGAGGUGAUUCAUUGCCUCUGGUUUAUGAUCCUGAUAUCAUUAGUGCAUAUUGGGGAAAGCGACCACGUUCUGUUGCAACACGUAUUGUCCAAUUAACAUCUGUUGCUGGUGGGUUUCUUUCUCGACUUUUAUGGGAUGUCAUUACCAAGAAGGUCAAAGAGAACGAAGUUGCACGUGCCAUUGAAAUACGUGAGAUUGUGACCUCUCUUGGUCCAGCAUAUAUCAAACUAGGGCAAGCAUUGAGUAUUCGUCCAGACAUUUUGUCACCUGCAGCAAUGACUGAGCUGCAAAAGCUUUGCGAUAAGGUUCCUUCAUUUCCAGAUGAUAUGGCUAUGGCCCUUAUUGAAUCAGAGCUCGGUGAGCCUUGGCAGAAUAUCUAUUCAGAGCUUACUUCGUCUCCAAUCGCUGCUGCGUCCCUUGGUCAGGUCUAUAAGGGUCGACUGAAAGAAAAUGGGGAUCUAGUGGCUGUAAAAGUACAACGACCCUUUGUGCUUGAGACUGUAACCAUCGAUCUAUUCAUCAUCCGGAACUUGGGAUUGGCUCUUCGGAAGUUUCCUCAGGUCGCUCUUGAUGUUGUUGGACUAGUAGAUGAAUGGGCUGCUCGUUUUUUUGAGGAACUUGAUUACAUUAACGAGGGUGAAAAUGGCACACUUUUCGCUGAAAUGAUGCGAAAAGAUCUUCCUCAGGUUGUUGUUCCAAAAACGUACACCAAAUAUACUACUAGAAAGGUUCUCACAACAGGAUGGGUAGAGGGAGAAAAACUGUCACAAAGUACUGAAAGUGAUGUUGGGGAACUGGUCAAUGUUGGAGUCAUAUGCUACCUAAAACAGUUGCUUGAUACCGGCUUCUUUCAUGCUGAUCCACACCCUGGGAAUAUGAUCCGAACUCCAGACGGAAAGCUGGCUAUACUUGACUUUGGUCUCGUGACAAAAUUAACUGAUGAUCAAAAGUAUGGGAUGAUUGAAGCAAUUGCUCAUCUCAUUCAUAGGGACUAUGGAGCUAUAGUGAAGGACUUUGUUAAGCUUGGUUUCAUUGAUGAGGGGGUUAACUUAGAACCAAUCUUGCCAGUUCUGGCCAAAGUUUUUGAUCAAGCACUUGAAGGCGGAGGUGCCAAAAAUCUGAACUUUCAAGAAUUGGCUGCGGACUUGGCUCAAAUAACAUUUGAUUAUCCAUUUAAAAUACCCCCUUAUUUUGCCCUGAUAAUCAGAGCAAUAGGUGUGCUGGAAGGUAUAGCUUUAGUUGGAGAUCCUGAAUUCGCUAUUGUGGAUGAAGCUUAUCCAUAUAUUGCACAGAGACUUCUAACAGAUGAAUCCCCACGACUGAGGAGUGCCUUACGGUACACAAUAUAUGGAAAAACCGGAGUAUUUGAUGCUGAAAGAUUUAUUGAUGUCAUGCAAGCCUUUGAAAGUUUCAUAACUGCCGCUAAAAGUGGAGGCGGUGGGGAACUGAAUGGAAGUAUGGCUGAUCUUGGUUCUUUGCAAAAUCAAACAGAUUACGAAGUUCCUGGAUUUUCACAAAACAUAUCUCGCCCUGAACAACCAAUUGAAACAAGAGCAGCUUUAGGAUUUCUGCUAUCAGAGAAGGGGAACUUUUUCCGAGAGUUCCUUCUAGAUGAGAUAGUGAAGGGAAUUGAUGCAGUUUCAAGGGAGCAAACAGUACAAAUAAUGGCAGCUCUGGGAGUUGGAAAUUCAUUCUCAAUUAUAAAUAGCAUGGUUCCUUCCUUUGGUCCUCUCAGGCGGACAACGUUUUUACCUACUGUUACGGAGGAAGAUCGAAUUGUACUAAACAAUGUUCAGAAAGUAGUUGGAUUUUUAACUGCUGGGACUCCAAAUUCGAGGACAAAUAGCCAGGAUAUAAAUGCCGCUCAGGUCAUUCAAGAGCUUCUUCCUAUUCUGCCUGGCAUCUCCGCGCAGAUACUGCCUGAGGUGUUAAGUCGAUUAUCUUCCCGCAUGUUAGCACGCCUAGUUCGGGACGUUUUUUUGUAAACCAAUAGUUGAGUCCAAGUUCUUCAUCUGAUCCCUAAGAAAAUGAUUUGUGAAUGUGGUGAAAAAUUACUUAAAAAUGAUAAAACAUCUAUACCCAGCUUCCUUGUAUGUCUGUAUUGUUAUUUAUAUAUAAAAGGUAGGGUUUCAUGUACAGAAUACAGGCUACAGAAUAGUGACUGUUCAUAUUUGAAUACUUGACAAUAAAAGUGAAUGGAAAAAAAGAGUUAUAUUGGAUCAAA